AUGCCAGGUCCCACCCAAGCACUGUCCCCAAAUGGAGAGAAUAACAACGACAUUAUACAAGAUAACGUAACCAACAUCAUUCCUUAUAGGAAAAAUACUGUUCGAGGAGAACGCGCCUACAGUUGGGGGAUGGCGGUCAACGUGUAUUCUACCUCAAUAACCCAGGAGACCAUGAGCAGACAUGACAUUACGGCCUGGGUCAAUGAUCUUCUCUGUCUAAACUACACAAAAGUGGAGCAGCUUUCUUCAGGAGCAGCGUACUGUCAGUUCAUGGAUAUGCUCUUUCCUGGCUGCAUCAGUCUUAAGAAGGUGAAGUUCCAGGCCAAACUGGAGCACGAGUACAUUCAUAAUUUCAAACUGCUGCAGGCUGCGUUCAAGAGGGUCAAUGUGGACAAGAUAAUUCCGGUGGAAAAGCUUGUUAAAGGGCGGUUUCAGGACAACCUUGACUUUAUCCAGUGGUUUAAGAAGUUCUUUGAUGCCAAUUAUGAUGGGAAGGAAUAUGACCCCAUUGAGGCAAGGCAGGGGCAGGAUGCCAUCCCCCCCCCAGACCCCGGGGAGCAGAUCUUCAACCUGCCCAAGAAGUCCCAUCAUGCCGCCAGCUCCCCCACCGCAGGAGCUACCAGGUCAUCCAGUUCAACCCCCAAAUCCUCCACGCCAACCUCCCGCCCCUCCUCAGCCAAAAAGAUCCCUGUGACCUCCUCGACCCCUGCCAAGGGAGAGAGGGAGCUGGAGGCUCAGGUCACACAGCUCAAUGAACAGUUGAACACGUUAAAGCUGGCGUUAGAGGGGGUGGAGAAGGAGAGAGACUUCUACUUUGGGAAGCUCCGUGAGGUGGAGCUGCUGUGUCAGGAGCAGGGCCAGGAGAGCUCGCCGUUUGUGGACAGACUGAUGGAAAUCCUCUACUCCUCAGAUGACCAGGAGGGAGGUGGAGAGGAGCCAGAUGCGCGUGUGCAGGAGGAGGAGGUUCCUGAGGAGGAGCAGGAUGAGUACUGAACAACAGUAAGAUCUGCCCUGCGUCGUGUGAGAACUGCCAUUGAGUUCAGUCGAUUCUGAUUGGGUUUUUUUUCACCCCUCAUUUUGAUUGGCUUAUUCUUUAGAGGAUAGAAGACACUAUGU
Molecule: messenger RNA, 1116 nt
Organism: Chanos chanos (milkfish)
Lineage: Eukaryota; Metazoa; Chordata; Actinopteri; Gonorynchiformes; Chanidae
Gene: mapre2
Product: microtubule-associated protein, RP/EB family, member 2
Exons: 7
Coding region: 1-993 (330 amino acids)
Molecular function (GO): microtubule binding
Source: RefSeq, a predicted model, not a curated record